Messenger RNA from Lagopus muta (rock ptarmigan), 3177 nucleotides. RefSeq names its product SH3 domain binding glutamate rich protein like (gene SH3BGRL). Gene Ontology annotation, cellular component: cytoplasm. The record is from RefSeq and is a predicted model, not a curated record. Lineage: Eukaryota; Metazoa; Chordata; Aves; Galliformes; Phasianidae. Bases 83 to 427 code for a protein of 114 amino acids. The transcript has 4 exons.
CCUCCUCCUCAGCUCCAGCCCGCGCCGCGCCGCACACACCCACCCGCCCGCCCGGCUCCGCGUCCCUCCGCUCUCCGCCGGCAUGGUCAUCAAGGUGUACAUCGCCUCCUCCUCCGGAUCCACGGCGAUUAAAAAGCAACAACAAGAUGUUCUAGGCUUCCUGGAAGCCAACAAAAUAGAAUUUGAGGAAAAGGAUAUUGCUGCCAACGAGGAGAAUCGGAAGUGGAUGCGGGAGAACGUUCCUGAAGACAGGCGGCCAGCCAGUGGGAACCCGCUGCCACCCCGGCUCUUCAAUGACAGCCGCUACCUCGGGGAUUAUGAAGCUUUCUUCGAAGCUCGAGAGAACAAUGCAGUAUAUGCAUUUUUAGGCUUGACUGCGCCACCUGGUUCAAAGGAAGCUGAAGCACUGGCAAAGCAACAAGCGUGAAUUUCAACUGCCUUAAUGUUCUGUAAAGGGAAUUUCCACAGCUUUUUAUAAAAUAGUAAAACUGUCUCUGCUUCAAGAAAUAUAGAUGUGAUUUCUAACAAUUGAUUGGUGCUUGCAGCAUUCACCAUACAUAACACAAAUCUGAACACAAGAUGAAAAUGUGAACAUAAAGGUAGAAAGCAUGGGUGUACUAUUACGAAGUUAUAAGCAUAGGAAACUGAAGCAAUUGGACACGAAUGGCUUUCACAUAGUUUAAAUUGUCUUGGCAAUUUGUCCAUUUUGUGUAAACUUCAAGAAGCUAUUUUAAUACAGAUGUGGUUAUACCCAGGAAUCCAACUAUUUAAAAUAUAGGGGAAAAAAGCAACUAUCUAAAACCUUGUCAGAUACAGCUUUAGUGCCUGUGUUGCCUCAAAAACAUUACAGAAAUACACAGCUUUUCAGUGUCUUUACAUUCUGGUUUCAGAUGAAGUUGUAGGUGGUGGUGUGUAUUAUAACCAUUGUAGUCACUGUUGAAAGUUAUGUUCUUUUGUAGGAUGGAUAUUUAAGAUUUGUAACACACUGUACAGAUGAUAAAAAAAAAUGUCGUGUUUCUCAUUUAAGUGAUUUGUGAGGGCUCUUUUGACAAAGAAAAAGAGAUGUGGGCGCUGGACAGCCUUUUCGUUGGCAAGUUCAUCACACAGCUGCCUAAGCAUGACUUGGUUACACGUUUAUGUGCAAGAUUCAGUGCACUUCAAAGAAAUACAUGCUGAUUCCCAGGCAAUGUUGCAAUUAAGCCAAAAUGGCCAGAAGUGGCAUUUCCUUACCUGUGUAAGGGUGAACGCCUUUAAUGUAUUUCUCUACAAAAAUACCAGUUCACACUGCUUAUAGUGUUAGGCAUCUUAAUGCAUGUUCAAGUAGUCAUUAGAUUCAUAUAGUAUUUUUUCAAAUGAGUAAAGUUAAAUGUUGGAAUAGCAAGAAUUAUUGCAAUUAUCCAAGAUUUUUUUAAGGUUUAAAAGCUUAUUUCCAUUGCUAUUGCCAUAUCAUCAAGCUAUUACAGGAAUUGUGAACCCAUUAAAGUGUCUUGUAUUGGUGAAUUUACCACGUGCAAUAUUAACCUGUCUGUUCUCCCAGUGCUCAUGAGAUAGCCUGAAUUUCUUGGCCAUGUUCUGCAAAAAUGCAGAUAAUUACAAGUGCCCUGAAGGAUAAGAAGCAGGUUUUAAAAAUGUGUGAGUAAUUUAAAAUGCAUUAUGCACCACAUAAUGUACUUAUCCCCUCAAAGCAUCAAAAUACAGAAAGGUAAUUAGUCCUUGCUAUAGUCAGAGGAUCAUUCUAAUAGCUCUGCAUACACAUAUUUAGAUUUUCUUUGCUUUAUGAAGAAACAGGUGGUACAGUUCAGCGAAAGACUGCAGUGUAUCAUGCGAUGCAGUUAUUUCCCAUUUAUGCUUUGAAAUGUAUGCAGUGCUUUUCAGAGACCUGACAGAAUGGUUUACAGUUCAUAGUUUUAAAGUCUCCAAUUAGGAACAGGAUAGAAGUAACAACUCCGGCUUACAAAGACGGUUUAAAGUGCAGUAAUUAAAUACUUCCCUCCCUGACGUCUCUUUGGGGCUUUUGUUCAUUCACUGAAACCAAUGAUUUUGUCAACAUCUGUUAAAACAGAAAUGCAGCUACUUGCUGUGUUUGGAGAGCAGCUCUGCUUCUGCAGAGUUCACGUUGAAACUUCCAGAGAUGCCAGAGGGAGCAGCACCUAGCAUGGAGCCAAGUUAGGCACAUACACAUUUAUUUCACCUUUCAUCUUUUUUGAUUUGGGAGCCAGCAAGUUGGCUUAAAGCUUGCGCUUAAAAAUGCAAGCACGCUGUCAAAUUACACACAGAUAGAUUAAUGUUGCUUUACCUUCAAAAUUUACACACGCAUUUGUGCUUUUUUUAUUAACAAGCUUUAUCAGUAAUUACUGAAUUUCUGUGAAAUUUAUUUUUAAGAUCUUUUGAGUGUGGAAGUACUGUUGUAAGUUUAGUGUCUUAUUCUUGUUCACUGUAAUUUCAUCUUUCAAAAUGGAGGUGAUUUUUCUUUCUUCAUAUUUGUGUAAUCUUUUUCUAUGUCUAAACUGAAGGCCAAGUUUUUGAGAAAGUAUUUCAGAAUACUAAGUGAAGUCUUGCGAAGAAAGUGGAAUUUGACACACAAGUCAGUAUCCUCAUUCCGAUUUCCUGUGUUUCCUGUGUAAGGAAAGUAAGUUUUGUGAAUUACAGUCAUUAUUUGGAAGAAGCUGUAAUUGAAAGUCACUGCUGAAUUCUGUCAGUUCAGCGACCCAGAACGUUCUGAAAUGAGGUCAGUCUCUGUUCCUGAUGGUCGAGAGAAUUACCAGGUUAAGAAAGCGAACUCACUUUCCUGGUCUGGUCCCCCAUCCUUGCCAUAUGGUAGCAUUCAAACUGUAUCAGCAUUCCUAAGAAAGCUCUGUUGAGACAGACUGAAUUACUUCUUUGUCCGGGGAACAAGGCAGCAACACAAAGUGAAAAAUACCUAAAAUAUCUUUGUUGUGGGACUGUGUGACAAUGUUGAUGCAGACAUCUUGUUUGAAUUUGGCAGUGCUAGCAACGUGUUGCUCUAUGCUACUUUUCUAGUUCACAUACCUGAGUUAAUGAUGGACACAAGAACUGAAUUUGUUCAUUUCUCAUUUUAUGUUUUCCUAUGUAGAUGGCAGGCAAUCAGGACUUAACCUGUAUUACUAACCAUUCCUGUAUCAUUCCAAUAAAACCGUUUUAGAAUGCUUUCUCACA